Molecule: messenger RNA, 1826 nt
Organism: Zootoca vivipara (common lizard)
Lineage: Eukaryota; Metazoa; Chordata; Lepidosauria; Squamata; Lacertidae
Source: RefSeq, a predicted model, not a curated record
GCAACAGGAGCUCACCCCGUCGUGGGGAUUUGAACGACCGAUCUUCUGAUCGGCAAGCCCUAGGCUCCGUGGUUUAGACCACAGCGCCACCUGCAUCCCGAGAUGCUGACAAUACCCAGCUCUAUUUGUGGCAUCUGAAUCAACAGAAGCCACACAUGUCCUAAACACGUGGACUGGAUGAAAGCUGUGACUGAAUGCUGACAAGAUGGAGAUCUUUAACGCCUUCCCUUACUUCAACUAGGAAGCAAACCAUGGAGUGUCUGGCUUUGCAUUGCAUGUGAACGAGCACUCAUGGUUUGUUUCUUCCUAGACAAAAAUAGAAGCCGAAACCAAGGUUUGUUCUUGAUUUACUGCUCAUGGAUCAUUUAGAAAAACAAACAAUGGACAACCAGUCUGUGUGUCCAGUCACUCCAUGUUUUAUUUCCUAGCUUCAGUCAAGACAAAGCAAAGAUGGCACAUAGAGAUCAACAAGAAAUGUUGUCCAGGCCAAUCUCUACACAGGUUGAAUUGUUUGACAAGGAGACCAAACACCAGAGAGAUCAGUGGUCUCCUGAAUUGCCAACUGCACUUAAUAAGGUACUGAAAUUGGGGGCGGAGGUGAUCCUCUCAAAGCAGGAGGAGAAGCAACCAAACAAGAAGAAACCUAGCUCUGCGUCUACAUUUCGGACUAGGCCACAAUCUGGAAAGACGGGGAAAGGAACUCUGUCAAGCACAAAACUAAGACCACGUGACAUUCCAAGUGCCGCAGAUGUUGCAGUCCCAGACUUCUCUCUUGCUAAGACAAUUGGGAAAAUUGAAGGGCAACUUGAAGAAGGAAACUAUCCUGAUCUAGAGGACGAUCUUAUCCCCAGUGCAGGAAGUGAAAUUGGAGCAGAGGCCCAAAUCCGGUUCCUAAAGGCAAAGCUUCGUGUUAUGCAGGAGGAGCUGGAUGCCAUGGGACUAGAAUGCAGUAAGAAGGAUGAAGAGAAUCAGAAUUUAAGCAGCUCCCUAAAAGAGGCUGAAGAAGAGCGUGGGAGGCUGCAGCGAACAGCCAGUGUACAGCAAUCUCAAAUAGAAAAGUAUAAAAUGCUGUCAGAAGAAGCAAACAGAAAAAGUGAAGGACUGCAGCAGAAGUCCUCUGCACUAGAAAAGGAACUGGAGAAUGUGAAGCGAGCCCAAAAGCAGGCUUCAGCCAGCCAGAGUACAAUGGAGGUUCGCUUCAACAGAGCUCUUGAAGAAGCAGAGAAAUAUAAAAUGGAACUGAAUAAACUGAAGCAAAGUAACAAGGAUUUAGUCAACCAGGAACAUAAAAAGCUUGAAGAACUGAAAAUUGAGAACAAGAGGCUGGAGAAACAAAAGAGAGAGCUGAUGACAGGAUUCAAGAAACAAUUAAAGUUAAUUGAUAUAUUGAAGAGACAAAAGAUGCACAUUGAAUCUGCAAAGAUGCUUUCUUUCACUGAAGAAGAGUUUAUGAAAGCCCUGGAAUGGGGAAAUUCUUAAUGUUCAACACUAUACAUGGACGGAAACACAAUUAACAUUCAGCACUAUGGUGGCUCAAAAGCAAAUCCAUCGAAGUUUUCUGAAACACUGGAAUGUGUUAAUUUUAGUGUAGUAUCGGCUCCUGUUUGGUGUCUCCUCCCCACUGUUAUUGCCAGCUGCCAUUUCGUUCAUCUUUCUCCAUAUGUAAUUGUACUGACGACUGCUGUUGUCUUCCAGGUUACCAAGGCUAGCUUGGGGAGCUUCACAUAUUCCACUGACACUAAAGACUCCCUUAAGUUUAUGAAUUACUUCAUCAGUAGCUUAGUAAAGCCAUUUUGUUUAUCACAAUAAAGUUGUUAUUUUCCAAG